Messenger RNA from Xenia sp. Carnegie-2017, 1223 nucleotides. RefSeq names its product carboxy-S-adenosyl-L-methionine synthase-like. The transcript has a single exon. Lineage: Eukaryota; Metazoa; Cnidaria; Anthozoa; Malacalcyonacea; Xeniidae. Bases 70 to 888 code for a protein of 272 amino acids. The record is from RefSeq and is a predicted model, not a curated record.
AUUACUUGCAUUGAAAGUACAACAGUGUUUAUCUUGACCAUCUCAGUGAGUUGUAAAUUUUAUUUAAAAAUGACAACACAACUGCAAGCGGUGUUUAAUCAACGAAGUUAUAAGACUGCAGUGGCAUAUUCCAACAAUAAUGAUGUACAAGUAAGUUAUGGAAAGAAAUUCAUAGAAAUAGCUGGUGUUCAAAGUGGAGACAAAAUCUUAGAUAUGGGAUGCGGAACGGGAGAGCUCACUUCAUUUCUUGCAGAAAUUGUUGGUAGAGAUGGUAAAGUGGUCGGCGUAGAUCCAGACAUCGGGCGUAUUCAAUAUGCAAAGCAAAAGCAUUUGAGCUUGCACGAAAACCUGGUAUUUGAGAAUGGCGAUAGUUCUACUGAGUUUCAUCAACGAAACAAAUCCUACUACGAUGUUCAUUUUAGCAAUUUUGUUUUCCAAUGGCUUUCUCCAGAAAGGAAGGAGGAGUAUGCGAGAGUUGCCUUCGAGAGCUUAAAAUAUGGAGGAAUAAUUGCAUUACAGAGUCAUGAGGUAGAUCCACAAUUAAUUACAAAGGCAAACGAAAUGAUUUUUUGCACUCCUAAUCUCGUACUUAAAAAGGAACAUGAAGAAAAUGAAAAGGCAAUUCCAUUCUUUAUCAAAAAGUUUGAGGUAGAAGGUCUUCUCAAGAAAUGUGGUUUUGAAAUUCUUUUAAGUGACUAUCACAUAGUCAACUACCAGCACAAGUCGAUCUUGGAUUUUCUCAACUACCAUGUUGCCUCAGACUAUCAUGAUGGCAAAAUAAUUUCAACGAUUGGGCUCAAAGACUUCAGCGAAAUAUUUGUAAAUAACGACGGAAGUGUCGACUAUAUCGAUCCCACAGCUUACCAGAUUUUAGCACAAAAGAUUUGAUGUAUUAACAGACAAGUGAUUAUUCAGGUCUGUUUUAUGGCUCAAUAUAUUUCAGUAUAUAUAAGUACUGAACGCACUGAUGUAGUAUUAAAUGUUUUUAAUGGACAUUUAACCAUAUUAUUUGAACGAUAGGUUACCUUUUUAUGUGAAAAUAGAUUGCAAAUUCUCAUCUUUUUUAGUUAACUAACCACAACACUCAUGUAAAUUAGCUUAAUGCUGACUGAGAUUGUAGCGUGUAUACUUACCUUUAACCAUGGGUCACCCCUUAACGAUCUUAAUAUGUUAAAUUACAAACUUGUUUAAAGUCCCUAAUUAAACAAAUCUUGAUGAUGAAA